AUGGAUACUAUUACAUUUUUUUUAAUUUCUAGGAUGUAUGCUAGAGCAGUGUGGACAGAAGGAAAUAGAGAGGAAGAAGGCACCAUUCCAACAACCUGGAUGAGGGACCAGACAGUAUUUUGGCCACCAGGUUCAAAUGCUCUCAAAGCGUUCGAAUCACGUCAAGAGCCCUGUGAGAACUGGAGACAAUUUCCUCUUGUUAAACUGAAGCUUUCAGCAGAUGACCCCAAAACAUGUGAAGACUAUGAUGACACAACAACAGCUGAUGUCAGUGAUGAAGAAGUCUCCAAAAAACGCCCGAAGAAAAGGAAAACAUUUGGAGAUGACUUUGAAACAGAUAUGCUUCAAUGUGAUGACCAUGAGGAAGGAGGUGGAAAUGAAAUUGAGGGAGAAGUGGAGAAUGGAGACUCUGCACCAGUUUGUGUCUUACCAUUUGAGCCCAAAAAAUUUAAACUGCAACCAACAUCUCCUGUACCUGACGACUCAGAGCCUGGAUCUCCACGACUCGCCGACUCAGAACCUGGAUCUGUCUCAGACCCUGCAUCACCCAUUCCUGACUCGUCAGACCCUGGAUCUCCCUUAUCCGACUCCUUAGUCCCUGCAUCUUCCUUAUCCGACUUGUCAGACCCUGGAUCUCCCUUAUCCGACUUGUCAGAACCUGGAUCUCCCUUAUCCAUCUCAUCAGACCCUGUGGUAAAGUUGAGCAGUGCCAUGGAGUGUGGCAGUGUUGCGAAGUCAAGCAGUGCAAGAAAGUCGUCAGGGAAUGUGGAGAAAAUGAGUAGUGCCCUGAAGUCAUCAGGGAUUGUGGCGAAAUCAAGGCUUACAGUACACUCAUGGAAUGUAGCAGACUUAAGCUGUGCCAUGAAGUCAUCGCGGAAUGUGGCAAAGUCUACCUGUAGCAGUGCGAAGUCAUCGGGGAGUGUGGCAAAGUCUCCCGGUAACAGUGCGAAGUCAUCGGGGAGUACUGCAAAGUCUAGCAGUGCAAGUGCGAAGUCAUCGGGGAGUGGGGCAAAGUCGACCGGUAGCAGUGCGAAAUCAUUGGGGAGUAUGGCAAAGUCUACCUGUAGCAGUGCGAAGUCAUCGGGGAGUGGUGCUAAGUCUACCGGUAGCAGUGCGAAAUCAUUGGGCAGUAUGGCAAAGUCUAUCUGUAGCAGUGCGAAGUCAUCGGGGAGUGUGGCAAAGUCUACUUGUAGCAGUGCGAAGUCAUCGGGGAGUGUGGCAAAGUCUAGCUGUAGCAGUGCGAAGUCAUCGGGGAGUGGGGCAAAGUCUACCUGUAGCAGUGCGAAGUCAUCGGGGAGUGGGGCAAAGUCUACCUGUAGCAGUGCGAAGUCAUCGGGGAGUGGGGCAAAGUCUACCUGUAGCAGUGCGAAGUCAUCGGGGAGAUUUCAGAAAAGAGUUUUACAUCAGCUUGUUGAGAUGAAGGAAAUGAUGAGCCAGUUGUUGUACCAAAGUCAAGGAAGUACUUCAAUCGGUGGAAGCCAGGAAAGCAUCCUCAAGGAACCUUUAAACACCAGAGAUGAGUUCAUGGCCCUGGAGGAGAAACUGCUAGACGCGCAGCACCGUGCAAGUUUGGUUGCCUACUGCAGACGAAUAGGAGGAACGGAUGCACGGGAUAUGGUGCGGAAUGUAGUGAAAAGGAUGAUGACUCCUACCCUUCAAAAAGAAUUCAACAUGAAAGGCCUGAACAAGCAGAAGCUGGCGUUUGGCAGAACAGCCUUAUGUGCAGUAAUUGAAGAAAGUGUUGUUGCAUCUCACCACACCACAGUCUCGGCGGUAAAAGAGAGGAUUGCGAAAUACCUCAAGUACGCCUAUCAGCGGCGAGAAAGUAAUCAUUAGAUACUUUUAUAAUUAAUAGAACUUUAUCAAGGUACGUCAGCUUGAAAAUCUUAGGCAAACGACUCUUGCAAACUUAAGCAUAUUAAUUGACACUC
Messenger RNA from Patiria miniata (bat star), 1931 nucleotides. Its product is annotated as clumping factor A-like. NCBI's taxonomy places the organism in Eukaryota, Metazoa, Echinodermata, Asteroidea, Valvatida, Asterinidae. The transcript is spliced from 9 exons. The record is from RefSeq and is a predicted model, not a curated record. The coding region runs from base 1 to 1836 and encodes 611 amino acids.